Molecule: messenger RNA, 6662 nt
Organism: Aedes albopictus (Asian tiger mosquito)
Lineage: Eukaryota; Metazoa; Arthropoda; Insecta; Diptera; Culicidae
Product: cadherin-23
Exons: 14
Coding region: 673-6606 (1977 amino acids)
Biological process (GO): homophilic cell-cell adhesion
Cellular component (GO): cell-cell junction; plasma membrane
Molecular function (GO): calcium ion binding
Source: RefSeq, a predicted model, not a curated record
AAAUGCAUGGGGGCCCCCGAGAGGUGUAGUUCGCGCCAUGCUUUUCAGUCGAGUACACUCUCCGGACGCGGUUAAACGUGCUUUCGGCCGGGGCGCGCGCGCAAAACUUCACGCUUACGUGGGUACCAAAGUAGCAGGCAGCUAGAAGAGCCCGGCAAACUAAAACAAUAACAGCCAGCCAACAGUGCCGAAGAAUAAUUGUUCUCCACGAGGGAGUACAGCAGCUUGUUCACAUUAAAAAAAGUGAACCUUCGCCAUGGUUCAGUGAGAAAAAAGUCACCUAAGGUUACCUGUAUGUUCUGUGUGCACAUGGUCGGCAUCCGUAUUGUUGUUUGAAUGAGUGUGAAAAAAAACCUCUGAAAAGGGAAGUGAUUUUAAUUUGAAAUGUUUGGCGGUUUGCUGUCUCCAUACGGCAAAAGUUGUGCCGUUUCUGUUUAAUUUGUGUACCGGCAUGCUGUUAUGAUACCAGAAUCCAAGUCUGUGACUGACUCAUCGAAUGAAGCAACAGGUGGAAAGUUCAAACCGUUGUUGUUGGUGUCUGGGUAUCUCGGAAAUUGUGACUAUCGGAUUACUGUUGCGCUACGCCAGUUUCUUCAGUUGACAUGCAGUUAGAGGUUGAAUCUGUUAUCAUCGCUACACUACAUAAGGUGAAAAGAUGAACGCGUAUCAACGAUGGAUUACACAAUCAUUCAGAACACAUUCCCGACGGAUUUUUGUAAAGUGGUUGUCAAAAAACGAAAGGCUUCGUUCUACAAGUUUAGAAAAGUUCGAUUAAAGUGGAUAUAUGACAGUGCAUUGUGGUUGGUGGCGUUAUUUUCGAUAAUUCCCAUAGUGUCAUGUAACCGCCCGCCUCGGUUUCUGAUCGAUGGUCAUUCGGAAAUUGUGCUUAGGUUGAAAGAGGGCCCUGACACGCCGGUCGGUUCUCAGAUUUACAAAUUGAAAGGCUAUGAUCCCGAUGGCGAUCCUUUAACGUUCGGAGUUCGCGAAGCAGUGGAUAGUGAUGUGAUAAGAGUUGAACGAAGUGGAGUGAAUGAAGCAAACGUGUAUUUGAACAAAGAGCUCGAUCGGGAAACCAAAGAUGAGUAUUCUUUGAUAUUGACGCUGAGCGAUGGACGGCUGGGUGAAUUUUCCGUUACCCAAAGUAUGUUGCUCCUGGUGGAAGAUAUAAACGACAACGAACCAAUAUUCAAGCCAUACACAUCGGCUGUGGAAGUUUCAGAGGACAGCAAACCGGGGAUAAUUGCUACCGUUGAGGCGACCGACCGUGACGAAGGAGCAUAUGGCCAGGUGGUUUACUACUUGGAAGAAUUGGAUGGGGAUAAUGAUGUGUUCACCGUAUCAACCACCUACGGAAAGGGGAUUAUUCGUUUAGUUGGCUCAUUAGAUUAUGAAAGGAAAAGUUUGUACCAGCUGCGCGUCCUAGCGAAGGACAGAGCCAAUCAGGGAAGAACUAAUACUGGAACGGCUGCAAUACUCGUGAAAGUUAAAGAUGUCGAAGAUCAGCCGCCAGAGUUUAUCGUGGCAUCUGCAGUAAUACGAGUGCCGGAGGAUGCUCCAAUUGGAACAACAGUAACUCAAGUCAAAGCUAUCGAUGGAGAUCGAGGCGUCAACAACCGGAUAAGGUAUUCCAUCCCUCGUAAUACCAGCAGCCCGUUUAGGAUUGACGGAGCUCUGGGCACAAUCGCCACCACUAUGCAACUGGAUCGAGAGGAUCCUAGAAAUCGAGCCAAUGCCGCAUACAUUCUGGAAGUUGUUGCAACGGAGCAAAACUCAAAAAUUAAGCCACCGCCAUCAAUUCGAACGGAAAUCACAAUCAUCAUUACGGAUGUUAAUGAUGAAACACCAACCUUCAGAAGUCACUCGUAUGAAAGUGAAAUCAACGAGAAUGCUCAGGAAAAUACUCCCGUUUCGUUUCUUGGCUUUUCCCGGAACGAAGUGUUCGAUUACGACCAAGGUUAUAACGGCACUUUCGAUCUCUACUUAGAGCCAAAUAAUGGGCUUUUCGAAAUAACUCCCAGUAGGGCAGUGAACGAAGCCACUUUUGUUCUGCGUGUGAAGGACUCCACACUGUUGGACUACGAAAAAGUGAAAUCAAUGAAUUUUACGAUUCAUGCCAGGGAAAUUGCUCCGGAGGGUAAGCACAGUAUGGCAACAAUUGUCGUCCACGUGAGGGAUCAAAACGAUAACUUUCCCGAAUUCUCAAAAGCAAUUUACGAAUGUUACCUGCCAGAGAACAGUGGGGUAGGGGCAUUGUUGACACAGAUACAGGCAGUUGAUGUCGAUUCAGGUGAUUUUGGUACGACUGGCAUCCGAUUCAUCAAUUUGUCGGGCAGUAUUGCAGACCUGUUGGCACUGAAUCCAUUGACUGGAGUCAUAACCAUUAAGGCACCGGGAGGACAUGCCCUGGACCGUGAGCUAGUUCAGAAACAUUAUCUAACAAUAGAGGCGAGGGACAAUCUAGGUCGAGGGAACCGCAAUUCUGUGCAGUUGGUCGUACACAUUCUCGACGUCAAUGACAAUGCCCCAGUGUUUUUACAAAGUAUGUACGAGGCGCGGUUGAUGGAGAACAAAUUGUCUUUUGAGACACCGCUAAUACUGGAAGCAAGAGAUGCUGAUUUGAAUGGAUCCAAAAACAGUGAAAUUAGGUUCGAAAUUGUUGAGGGGCAAUUCAAAGAGAACUUCACCAUAGAUGCAAAGUUAGGCAAAUUAGUACCUCUUACUCCCAUCGAUUUUGAGCUUCUCACCAGUGGAACGUUCAACAUUCGUCCAAUUUACUUAACCGUGCUCGCAUCGGAUGGGGGAGUGCCAAAGCUAAGCACAAAGGUCCCCGUCACCAUACAUGUACAAGAUGUAAAUGACCAUGCUCCGCAAUUUCUGCAUUCAGCCUACAUGCAGUCUGUUCCAGAGAAUUUGCCAAGUGGCAGUCCCAUCCUAGAAGUUAAGGCUAUUGACAAAGACGGAUCAUCGCCAAAUAAUUUCAUCGUUUAUCGGAUACAGAGCGGAGCAAGUGACAAGUUUGUUAUCAGUCCCGAUACUGGGGUUAUUUCCGUAGCUACGGGCGCAAGCUUGGAUCCGGAUAUGACUGAUCCCAAAACGACCGAAUAUUCGCUCAGUGUGUUGGCCCUUGACGGGGGAGUUGGCGAGCAUCAGUUACAAAGCCUCUGCAGGGUGAACAUAUCGAUCAAGGAUGUGAACAACAAACCACCGUACUUUUUGGAUCCAGGAACAAUAUCUAUUCGGGAGAAUACACCCGUUGGAACGUAUGCGUAUCGACUGCUGGCCAAUGAUCUUGAUAGAGAACCCAUUCUGCGGUAUUACAUGGACAGCAACACUUCGGAGGCUCGAUCGGAAGAAGGCGCACUGGUAAAAAUCAGCGAAUAUGACUAUUUAUCGGCGUUUAUGCUGAAUUCAACCGAUGGACUGAUACGGGUGAUAAAACUGCUGGACCGAGAAAAGGUGGAAAUAAUCAAAUUAGGAUUUAUUGUCGAGGACAUUGCGGCCGAAUUCGGAAAGCAAACGGCGACGACCACGUUGACCAUCGUGGUGGAGGAUGAGAACGACAAUAAUCCCAAAUUCAGAAACUCGUUCUACAAGCGUUCCAUCCCGGAAAACAGCCCCCACGGUGUGACGAUUAUGAGCGUGGUUGCGUACGACAUGGACAAAAAUAAAACCAUUCGUUACAGCUUGGAGGGACCGAAGGAAAUAAUGGAUCUUCUUCAUCUGGACGCGGAAACGGGGGAAAUUGUAGUUGCCAACAAAAUUGACUAUGAAGUUUUUCCAUGGCUGAACUUUACCGUGAGAGCGACGGACUCGGGACAUCCACCUAGGUCAUCAUUGGCGGAAGUAUUCAUUCAGGUGAUUGAUGAAAAUGAUAACAAUCCGUACUUUCCAAACGACGUGACAAAUUUCACGGUUUAUGAAAAUUCAAUGAUCGGAACGAGGAUUGCCAACAUACAAGCUCAUGAUCCAGACUCAGGAGCGUUUGGUAAAAUAACGUAUUUAAUUGAUCGAGUUAGUGCCAGUGGAAAGUUUUCAAUUGAUCCAGACACAGGACUACUAGUAGUGGCAGAUUUCUUAGACAGAGAGAAGCAAGAUUCCUACAUGGUGGUGAUCGAGGCUUGGGAUAACUAUCAAUUUGGAUAUCUCAGCGGUGAAAGUCGAAAUGCCUUCAAACAAAUAUUCGUUUCCGUCCUGGAUGAGAACGAUAACGCCCCAAUCAUACAGGUGCCAGAUGGUUGUGUGCAGGUGACUGAAUUCUACGACAUUCGCGAACCCUUGCUGGUUCUGAAAGCCACGGAUGCCGACGACCCAAAGACAGGAAACGGCUUAAUUGGAUUUGACAUCAUCGACGUCGCUGGGUCGGACAUAUUUUUCCUAAGGCAAAAGGAGCGGGGCGUGGCGGAGAUUUUUUCCAGCCGGUCGUUGAGCAAUUCCUAUGGUAACUAUUCAUUGCUAAUAAUGGCACGGGAUGAAGGUAGUCCCCCGAAUAGCGUUAACGAAAAAAUCGAUAUCUGUGUGCUGGAUUUCAAUGAUCAUGCUCCCGAGUUUGUGUCACCCUCUUAUAAUAUAACUAUUCGAAUUCCGGAGAAUGCAACCGUUGGUACCAUGAUAAUUCAAGUCAUGGCAAAGGAUAACGAUAUUGGCCCGAAUGCUGCUGUUAAAUAUCGCUUCAAACCCGAUCCCUUGGGUAGUUUUAGAUCGUUUUCAAUUGAUGAAGAUACUGGCUCAAUCACCCUUAAGUUGCCCCUCGACCGGGAACGCCAGAAGGUCCACGAGCUUCGAGUGGAGGCCUACGACCAGGGCAUUCCGACGCCACUAAGUUCUGAUUUGGACCUUGCCAUAUACGUUCGUAACGUGAACGAUUAUGAGCCGCAGUUUCUGGUUGAGGAGAUAACUGUUAACUUUACGGAACAUGCCAGGCCUGGAUUGGAACGCAGGCAGCUACCAGACACAAUCGACCGAGAUGAAGUCGAUGAUUUGGAUGAUCCUCCUACUACGGUGUGCUAUUUCAUUGUGCAUGGCAACGAAAAUGGCCACUUUAAGUUGGAUCCACAUUCGCAUAUAUUAACGGUGGCAAAAGAGCUGGAUCGGGAGACCAAAUCCAAUCAUACGCUUAUUGUGAAGGCAACAGAGGAUUGCAUCAAUACUCCACCAAGCAUAAGCCUCAGUCGACCGGAAGCUGUCGCUCUUCAGCACAGACCAACGCCGCCGUUCAACAAUCAUCAAAGGACAACCAAACCGACGACUUCAGUAGCGAGCCAGUAUGUCAAUAUUUAUGAACGUUAUAAGAAGUCUCGCAGUCUGGAUACUCCACCAAGGGGCGAAAAUAACAGCAUCCCGAAGAGCGUGGAUUGGCAUGCUGACGGCGGGUCGCUAUCUUCCUCGUUUCUUAUGCCACACUUUGAGAAAUACACGGGAGAGCUGUUUUACCACAAUGACAACACGCUGGUGCGGGUGCUGGUGCAUGUACAAGAUAUCAACGAUAAUCCGCCGGUAUUUAUACAGAAGAUUUUUACCGGCGGAGUCACCACAUCCACCGUGUUUGGUACUCAAUUCCUCAAGCUUACGGCAAUCGAUCGCGAUGACGGCGCACAUGGCCAGGUGAGCUACUACCAAAUAGGAGAAAUCAAAAAAACACUCACCGAAGGAUUGGAAAAUGUGCAAAAACCGCCAUUUCUGGUCGACCGCCGAACUGGAGCAGUUCAAUUAAAUUUCGACCCGCAAAAGGGGAUGAAGGGCUAUUUUGAUUUUAAAGUUUUAGCCAACGACAGCGCCGGACACUCCGACGAGGCCCAUGUAUUCAUUUACCUAUUACGGGAGGAUCAAAGAGUAAAGUUUGUCCUUCGCUUGCAGCCGACCGAAGUGCGGGAGAAAAUUUUCACUUUCCGAGACGUGCUGAGUGACGUGAGUAGCAGUAUCGUGAACAUUGACGACUUUCGCAUACACGAGAAUCGCGACGGGUCGGUGGAUAAAACCAAAACUGAUUUAUACCUGCACCUGGUGAACCGGCAGGAUAAUUCCAUUCUGGAGGUUUCGGAAGUUUUAAAAAUCGUGGAUCAAAACAUCGAAAAGCUGGAUGAGCUGUUCAAGGAAUUCAACGUUCUCGACACACAGGCAUCAGAAGCAUCGUUUUUCGUAGCAGAAUUAUCCGGCGCCCCCAUGUUAAUAUGGUUAUUUGUGUCCAAUUUGUUUAUCGGAGCGCUUCUCGUCGUCGUGCUAGGACUCUGUGCGUCACAACGUGCCAGCUACCGGCGCCAGUUGCGGGCUGCCCGUGUCGCCAAUUAUGCGGCAGCGCAUUCCGAUUUAGUGGCACGAGGUGCCAUCAACUCUGUUCCGAACACCAACAAGCACAGCGUCGAAGGCAGCAAUCCCAUCUGGAUGAAAGCAUACGAGAACGAGUGGUUUAAAAACGACGACGAUCUUACUAAAAACAUUUCCGGUCCGGAAUCGAUGGACGACAACGUAAUCAACUCGGAUGACUACGUGGCAAAGAUGUACAAUACGGACAGGUACGACAUCGUGAAACAGUACAAUUUAUAUUCACAAAUUGACAAACUAACGAAUGGGAACAUACUCACGAAAAAACUUGAAACAACAGAGCUUUAAUUUUUAUGGAAGUAAAUUUAAAAAACUUUAUAAAAAAAAAAACUUCAAUUGCAGUA